UCCUCGCGGGUUGUCGAGAGGAAUGGAGAAGUCAGCAAGCGCGUGCAGUUACACCUUGUACACAGAUGGCCGUGUGACUCCUAUCUUGUAAAUUAUGUACAUAAGUAACGUCUGAAGGUAUCUGCAUGUAUAAGUGUAUAUACAUUUAUGUCGCAUAUCUGUGUGGCACAUACCGUUAGACCUGCCUGCUCUCGUGUAGAUUUAGAAAGACUCGACUCUAGUUGGGAUUUUCAAACUUGGAUUUACCGACACGCACUAAUGGUGAAGCUCAAAUUUUAAAAAUGAGUCGUAUAUUUGAAAAUAAAUCGUAUAUUGCAUAAUCUGAUGGAAUAUUGCUGUUAAAAUCAUUAUAGGCAAUGAAGUGAAAUUUAAAGGUCGCUUGAGCAACGUUUGAAAUAAUUUGUGUAGCUACAUAACGGAAUAUAAAUUAUAGGGCUUGUUUAGCUAGCUUGCUAGCUGUCUGGGUUACCAGUUUGCCUAAAAAAAUCAGAACGGACGUCACCUGAUGAUACAUUUAGGAUUUACCUGAGGAGAUUCGCCUUAAGACUUUGACAGAGAAGAUUAUCUAGAAGAGGAGGAAGAGGCCCUAGCUUCCCUCAGCUUCCCUCUCUUUCCCAGAGACAUUAAACACUUUCUUCUGCCUCAGCGUGUGUAUAUAGUAAGGUUGGCUGAGGCGAGGCUUUAUUGAGGUGCCUAUUGAGUUUAGUCCCCUUGGUAAGGUGCACAGGAAAGGGUAUGCACUUUAGGAGAUGGAGAGAAAGAAAGUAAGGACAGAAAGCUAGGACGGAGUGGAGAUAAGAAGCACUGUGCUGCUCAUCCUCUUUAUGCCUCUGUAAAGACUCUAAAGAAAGGAGAGACGAGGACGGGAGCCUCUAGUGGCAGGGCCCAGCCCCGUAGUCACCAGCAACACUGGAACAACAGCAGCCAGAGAACCUAGAAGGUGGGUAAGAAGAGGACCACAGAAAGAGAGGAGAGACGGGGACUGAACAAGAACCAGAGGGUCGGAGGAGGAGAGGACGGGGAGCAGGAGGGGCAUCCCCAUGGCGACGGACCCUGGAGAACCCACGGGGACAGAGGACUCCUCAGAGAAAACUGAUGGAGCGCGAGAGGAGGAGACGGAGCAGGAGGAUGGCAGGAGGGAAAGGACGCAAAGCACCCCCUCUGACUUCCCCUCCUCCCAGGCUCAGGAGAGGAGAGCCGCCGAGGGUAGGGAUACAGGAGAAGGACCAAGAGGAGGCGGAAGUAGAGGAGGGCGAGGAGAGAUGGAGGACAGAGAUGUUAAGGAAGAGGAGAUACCUCCGUUUAGACCUAUGUCUCUCUCCACACCCUCAUCCCCGGCUGCGACCGUGGUGGCUUCAGGGUCAGGAGGUCACGGGCCGAGGCUAAGGAGAGAGAAGCGUUUCUUCAGGAAGAGUGUGGAGAUCUGCGAGGAGGAGGACGAGGUAGCGGCAGACCCCCCAGAGGUGUCCCACUCCGCCCCCCACCUGGAUUCAGUCUUCACCCUCACCGGGGCCCAGGCCGCUACCACCACCGCCGCCUCAGCUUCCGCAGCCCUAGGACACGACACCACUCACCAUGACCCAUCCAGCCCCAGUACCACCCAGGACCCCGGGGCCAAGGACGCCCCCUCCUCCGCCCCUGCCCAGACGGGGAAGGAGAGGGACAGGGAGCAGGAGGAGGAGGCAGAGAUGAAGGCCGUGGCCACCUCGCCGGGGGGGAGGUUUCUGAAGUUUGACAUUGAGCUGGGGAGGGGAGCCUUUAAGACCGUUUACAAAGGCCUAGACACUGAGACCUGGGUGGAGGUGGCCUGGUGCGAACUACAGGACCGUAAGCUGACCAAGGCGGAGCAGCAGCGUUUUAAGGAGGAGGCAGAGAUGCUGAAGGGGCUCCAACAUCCUAACAUUGUCCGUUUCUAUGACUCCUGGGAGUCAGUGCUGCGAGGGAAGAAGUGCAUCGUCCUGGUUACCGAACUCAUGACCUCGGGGACACUCAAAACGUAUCUAAAGCGCUUCAAGGUGAUGAAGCCUAAGGUCCUGAGGAGCUGGUGUCGUCAGAUCCUGAAGGGCCUCCAGUUCCUCCACACCCGGACCCCUCCCAUCAUUCACAGGGACCUGAAGUGUGACAACAUCUUCAUCACGGGCCCUACCGGCUCCGUCAAGAUAGGAGACCUUGGACUGGCUACUCUCAUGAGGACUUCCUUUGCUAAGAGUGUCAUAGGUACUCCUGAGUUCAUGGCUCCAGAGAUGUACGAGGAACAUUAUGACGAGUCAGUGGACGUCUAUGCCUUUGGGAUGUGCAUGCUGGAGAUGGCCACCUCAGAAUACCCCUACUCAGAGUGCCAGAAUGCUGCACAGAUCUACCGUAAAGUCACCAGCGGUAUAAAACCAGCCAGCUUUGAUAAAGUCAAUGACCCAGAGAUUAAAGAGAUCAUCGAGUGCUGCAUCCGCCAAGACAAGAAUCAGAGGCUGUCCAUCCGGGACCUGUUGACCCAUGCCUUCUUUGGGGAGGACACUGGGGUGCGUGUGGAGCUGGCGGAGGAGGACAUGGGGUAUCAGGAGUGUCUGGCCCUCAGGAUCUGGGUGGAGGAUCCCAAGAAGCUGAAGGGCAAACACAAAGACAACGAGGCCAUUGAGUUCAGUUAUGACCUGGAGAAUGACAGCGCAGAAGAGGUGGCUCUGGAGAUGGUGAAGUCGGGCUUCUUCCAUGAGAGCGAUGCUAAAGUGGUGGGGAAAUCCAUCCGCGACCGCGUCACGCUCAUCAAGAAGUCCCGUGAGAGACGCCAGCAGCAGCUGCUCCAACAACAGCAAGGCUUUGAUGAGAGACGGGACUCCACCCUCACCUCCUCCUACACUAGCACUUACCCCUCCUGCACCUCGUCCCUGGGGCCUGGGGUGGCUGGGCUGACAGGGCGAGGCGGGGGAGGUGGUGGGCAGGGGGAGGCUGAGGAGAUACCAAAGGCAGAUCAGCAUAUGAGGCAACAGCAGCAGAUCCACAGUGGGAAUCCUCUGAGCCUGCCCACAGGAGGGGAGAGCAUUGUUUCAGCCAGCUGUGAGUCCUAUGCCAAUGGCCAGAGCCAGGCGUACCCUCAGCAACGGGAGUCCUACGUGCUUUCUCAAUCCAACCUCCCUGCUGCUGCUUCGGCAAUUAUGGCCCACACCAAAAUGUUUCCAACUAGUCAGAGCAGAGGAGUUCCGAAUGUGCUUAUUGGUCAGAGUAGUGGGAUUUCCGGCAUGUCCAUUGGCCAAAGUGGUGGUGGGGCUCCUGAUGGUCAGCAGACUUACGUUCAGCCCGUUGCCAUGCCAACACAGGUUUCACCAGAUAUACCACAGCAGUAUUCACAGUCAUACCACUCAGAUGGGUCACAGAUUUCACAACUGGCCCCUUCCCUGUCCUACGCACCCCCAGUCUCCCCCCAAGCCCAGCUCAACAUCCUCCCAGCUCCCAUGUUAGCGGCGGACCCAACAGGACGAGUGGGGGCCAUGGCCCAGGCCAACGUCACUCCCAAUGUCAUCCAGAUGACACCCCAGCCUUUAACCCAGCAAGCACUGCCUGACAUGAUCCCACAGCAGCAGACCAUUGUUCAACAACAACAACAACAACAGAUACUGAUUGAGCAACAGCAGCAGCAGCAGCAAAUGGAGGCUCAACAAGCCGCCCUGCUUCAGCAUCAUCAACAACAACAUCAACAACAGGCCAGUGUAAUUCCCCAGAACCAGGCGGUACUGAUACAGCAACAGAUGGAACAACAACAGCAGCAACAGCAGACUAUAGCAAUCCAACAGCAGCAAACUACUGAGCCACAGCAGCAAGUGUAUGUGCAGCAAGCUUUGGUUCAGCAGCAGCAGGCCUUACUACAACAACAACAACAAUCAAUGGAACAACAGCAGCAUCAGGCCUUACAACACCAACAAUCAAUGGAACAACAGCAGCAUCAGGCCUUACUACAACAACAACAAUCAAUGGAACAUCAGCAGCAUCAGGCCUUACUACAACAACAACAACAAUCAAUAGAACAACAGCAGCAUCAGGCCCUACUACAACAACAACAAUCAAUGGAACAACAGCAGCAUCAGGCCUUACUACAACAACAACAACAAUCAAUAGAACAACAGCAGCAUCAGGCCCUACUACAACAACAACAAUCAAUGGAACAACAGCAGCAUCAGGCCUUACUACAACAACAACAACAACAAUCAAUGGAACAACAGCAGCAUCAGGCCUUACUACAACAACAACAAUCAAUGGAACAACAGCAGCAUCAGGCCUUACAACACCAACAAUCAAUGGAACAACAGCAGCAUCAGGCCUUACAACACCAACAAUCAAUGGAACAACAGCAGCAGCAGGCCUUACUACAACAACAACAAUCAAUGGAACAACAGCAGCAGCAACAACAGGGAUUGUCAUUGCAGCAACAGCAAUUGAAUCAAACCCAAGCCUAUGCACAACCACCGCAAAUUGACGUACAACAGCAGCAACAACUGCAGCAGCAGCAACAGCAGCAAAUAUUGUUACUACACCAACAACACCAGAUAGAACAUCAGCAACAACAACAAGCAAUGUUACUAGAACAACAACAGCAAGUGUACAUACAACAGCAGCUUGAGCAACAGCAGCAACAGGCUUUGCUACAACAGCAACAACAGGCGCAACUACAACAGCACCAACUGGAGCAGCAGCAAGCGUUGUUACAACAGCAGAUAUUUGAGCAACAGCAGCAGCAAGCUCUGUUACAACAGCAGCAACAAGAGCAGCAGCAACAGCAAGCCUUAAAGCAACAGCAACAACAGGCACAACUACAACAGCACCAGCUAGAGCAACAGCAAGCCCUCCUACAGCAACAACAGCAACAACAACAUCAACAACUGGAGGCUCACCAAGUGAGCCAGAUACAACAACCACAAAUGGAUUUACAACAGCUGCAACAACAACAGCAAGCUGUGCUGAAACAACAGACCCAACUACAACAACAGGCGGUCGUCAGUCAUCCAGUCAACCCACAGCAUCAGCAGGCUGUGCUUCAGCAACAGUUGGAACAACAGCAAGCCAUGCUACAACAGCAACAGAUUCAACAGCAACAAGUGAUUUUACAGAAGCAGCAAUUAGAGCAACAACAGCAGCAAGCUCUGUUACAACAACAGAUUGAACAACAACGGCAACAGCAGGCAUUGCUACUGCAACAACAAGCGGAGAGAAUGAACAAACAGGGUUUGCUACAACAGCAGCAGCAACAGAUUCAACAACAGCAAGAGACUGGGCAACCGCAGCAGCACCAGCAAACCACCAUAAUUCAAGUACAACAAAGCGAGAAACAAGAGACCGCUUUAAUUCUGCAACAAUGUGAGCAGCUGCAAACAUUGAUUCAACAGCAACAGAUUGAUGUAUGUAUGUUGCAACAACAACAGCAAAACCCUGCUUUGUUUCCACCAAGUCACACUAGCCUAACCCAGCAGCAACUGACAGAACAACAGCAAGUGGUGCUGAUACAACAACAACAACAACAACAAAAACAACCUAUCUUACUGGAGCAACAACAACAGGCGUACGUUGCCCAGCAACAUCAGCAGCACCAUCAGAGCUCUGUCAUUGAACCUCAGCCUCAGAUCCCCCUUAUGGCCCCAGCCAUACCAGCAGCAGAGGUUAUACAGGACAUUCAGGUCCAAGCUCAGAUGGCCGCCCAGGGUCAGGAAGUGACACCUGUAGCCAUUCAGCUACAGAUUUCCAGCCAAGCUCUACCGGCUGUAGUGCAAGCCCAUGCCCAAGUCCUGGCCCAGAUUCAAGCUCGGAAUGAAGCUCACCCUCAGAGCCAGGGCAAUGUCUCAGUCCCAGUACUCCAAGCCCAGACCCAGCCUCCACACCAAGCCGAGCCCCAGAUGAUCGAGGUCCAGAUUCCAUCUCACAUGGUGGCCCCAAUCCAGGCACCAAGUCCUCCGAUCCCUAUCCAGCCUCAGGUUCCUCUGGUACAGGCUCCCGAUCAGAUGCCAGCUCUAAUACAGACCCAGGCGCCAGGGCAGUCAGUCAUCCAGCAGACUCCCCAGCCUUUGCACCCAACCCAGGCCCUGACUCAGAUUCAUAUUCCAGAAGUUCUUGAGACUCAGAUGAUGCCUCCUAAGAAUCAGAGCGCAGCUCUGGUCCAACCCCAACCUCCAGUCUCAAUACCCCCCAUGCAAAGCCAGGUCCAGCCUCAACCCCAGCACCAGUCUUUAGUGCAGCCCAGUGUUCAACUUCCAGAGGUGGUGCAGCCUCAACCCCAGCACCAGGCUCCGGCCGGCCUAUUGGCACCGCAGUAUGUCACUGCACUUCAGCCCACCGAACAGCAAACCAUGCAGCCAGUCCAACAGAAACAUCAGGACAUCACUCAACAAGUACCACAACAACAACAACAGCAGAUACUGAAGGAUCAACAACAGGAGAUCACUCAACAAGUACCACAACAACAACAACAACAGCAGAUACUGAAGGAUCAACAACAGGAGAUCACUCAACAAGUACCACAACAACAACAACAACAGCAGAUACUGAAGAAUCAACAACAGGAGAUCACUCAACAAGUACCACAACAACAACAACAACAGAUACUGAAGGAUCAACAACAGUUCAUGCUGCAGAACCAGCAGAUGAUGCUGUCCCCUGGAUCUGUUGGAACUGUCCUUGCAGCCCCUGCAGCCAAGGUCAUAGACCCUACCACCUUGGUCUCUGCUUCGUCCCAACACAUACAACAACAGACUGGACAAGCUCCAGCCCCCAUCCAGCUGGCUCUGCAGUCCCUUCCCUCUCAGCAGCAGCAAGUCUCAAUUCCCACUCUCAACCGAAGUCAACUGACUUCUCCACUUCCUCAGAUCCCUGCACAUCUGUUGUCCCAGCAGCCCACUGUUAACCCAGCACAGAUAGCAGCCCCCAGUAACGUGCCCCAGCUCGGGACUCAGACUAGAGCCCUACCCCUCUGCAGUCAGGUAGGAGCAGGAGGUCCUCCACCAUCCCCCCACCACCAGGCUCAGCUGACGCAGCCGCUACCCGCCCACACACACUCCCAGACGGCCAUGCAAGCUCUCGCAAACACUCACACCCAGACACUGGCCCAGACAAAGGUCCACACCGAGACCCAGCUCGCUGCCACCACCGAGCAACAGCACCCUCUGAAUCCCCCCCAGGCUACUUCCCUCCCUCUUCCACACAUGCCCCCCUGCCCCACUCACACAGCAUCUCACCCCCACCCUGCCUCCCUGCCACCCAUCCGUCCUGCUACCCCUGGCCCAGAGACCCAGCUCACCCCACCAGAGAGUCAGCUAACCCUGCCUGGCCUGGCUGAUGGGCCCCCGGGACCCACUUUUCCCCCGUCUGUUGCCGCCGCUGCUGCUCAGCCCCUUGAUUCUAACGCCCCCUCGCUGCUGCCCCCAACCUCAACCUCGCUCCCAGACUGUCACCCUGCUCUGCUGAGCAUUGCUCAGGAGAGUCCGAAACAGUCUGGCACAGAGGGACACUCCACUUCAGGCUCUGUUCCAGACAAUGGGGAUUUACAGAUGUUGGCCAAUGGGAAACUACAGAGGGUGAAGUCUCAGAGGAGAUUGUCCUAUCGGGGGCCAGAAAAAGGAUCACAUGCAUUUCAACUGACCAUGAUUCAGGUGUCCGGCUCUGGGGACAACAUGGUGGAGUGUCAGCUGGAAACCCACAGCAACAAGAUGGUCACAUUCAAGUUCGACACCGAGGGAGACGCACCUGAAGACAUUGCAGAUUACAUGGUGGAGGAGGAUUUUGUCCGUGAAUCAGAGAAAGAGACAUUCGUGGAGGAGCUGAGGUCCAUUGUCAAGAGAACUCAGGAAAUUCUCCUCACACAUCAACAGACUGGCUCUAUGGAACAGCUGCAUGUGAGCACUCCAACAGGCACAGCAAUGGACGGGGCGCCCCAGUCGUCUCCGGUGGGCAGAUGGAGGUUCUUCAUCAACCAGACCAUCAGACACAGAGACUCCACGUCCAACCAGGGAGGAGCGUCAACCCCUCCACCUCUCUCGACUGGCGAGGUCAGGGUGCCUCAGCCUACAGACACUGACCCAGAGUGGGGUGGAGGAUCCCAGAGAUCGGACUCCUCCUUUGCUGAAAUGGUUUCCUCUCCUCCUAUCUGCCCCACCUCCACCUUGUGUGCCCUGGCCUCUGCCUCCUCCCCCCCUGCCUCCACCUGCGUCUCUACCAUUUCUACCCCUGCCUCCAUGUCUGCCCCCCCAGCCACUGCUGCCCCCACUCCUGACACGACUGCCUCUGCUGCCUCUGACAGAAGUGUUUCUGACCUGGCUUCUACUAGUGGAGCUGUUGCCUCAGUCCUACACCCAGUCCCUGCUGCCUCAGCUUGUCUUGACCUGCAGGCUUCCAUCCACCAAAUUUCCAGUACAACCACAGCAACAUCCUCCAUUCCAACCCAUGUCCCAAACACUGCUACCAACCUCCCAGUCCCUGCCAUGGUAGCUGCUUCUGCCACCAUUGCGCCCUCUACCAUGGGCUGUCUAACUGACGCUCUGACCUGCUCCAUGGUGAGCCAGGGCCAAGGCCCAAGCCUGGGGGAUGUAGUGACGGUGGCAGCCCCAGGGCAGUGUGUGUCUGGUGGUGGCCACUCAUCCACCGGCUCCAUCCACCCUCCAGUGGCUGUGGCUACAGCUAUGGCCUCUCCUCCUGCUGGCCAUGCAGUUCUGGAGCAGCAGCAAAACACUCUGCCUCAGAUUCAGUGCAUGGCAACCCAGCCUCAAGCUCUGCCUCAGAUUCAGUGCAUGGCAACCCAGCCUCAAGCUCUGCCUCAGAUUCAGUGCAUGGCAACCCAGCCUCAAGCUCUGCCUCAGACCCAGGUCCAGUUACAACAGCAGCUCCAGACAAUGCAACAGGUACAGCAGCAGCAUCAGCAACAACAACAACAAACCCUGCAGGCUGUGCAACUUCAACAGGUACAGCAACAACAGCAAGUGUACCAAGAGCAGAUACAACUGCAGCAUCAGCAGCAGCAACAAGCGUUGCAAAAAUCUAUUGAACAGUUGCAGAUGCUGCAACAGCAACAACAACAACAACAACAACAGCAGCAGCAGCAGCAGCAGCAGCAGCAACAACAACAACAACAACAACAACAACAACAACAGCAGCAGCAGCAGCAGCAGCAGUCUCAGCUACAUUUACAGCCCCAGCUCAGUCAGACAAAGCCAUUACAAAAACAGUGUAUGUCCCUGCAACCACAGACAGAGAUGUUGCCACUGGCACUACAACAACAGAUACAUCAACUGCCUGUCCAAAUGCAGAACACACAGUGCAACACACAGUUACACAUUCAACAGCCACAGCUACACCAGUUACCACCACAACAACAACUACACCAGUUACCACCACCACAACAACAGCCGCAGCUACACCAGUUACCACCACAGCAACAACUACACCAGUUACCACCACAACAACUACACCAGUUACCACCACCACCACAACAACAGCCACAGCUACACCAGUUACCACCACAACAACAGCCACAGCUACCCCAGUUACCCCAACAACAACAGGCACAGAUACACCAGUUACCACAACAGCCACAGCAACACCAAUUACCACAACAGCCACAGCUACACCAGUUACCACCACAACAACAACAGCCACAGCUACACCAGUUACAACAACAACAACAGCUACACCAGUUACCACAACAACAGCCACAGCUACACCAGUUACCACCACAACAACAACAGCCACAGCUACACCAGGUACCACAACAACAACAACAGCCACAGCUACACCAGGUACAACAACAACAGCCACAGCUACACCAGUUACCACCACAACAACAACAGCCACAGCUACACCAGGUACCACAACAACAGCAACAGGCAGCGAUUGACCUGCAGCAACUGCAUCAGCAACAGUUAGGUCUGGAACAGGCACUAGAUAUUCAGCAGCAACAGGAAAUGUUCCAACAACAACAACAACAACAGUCUUUUAUGGCUGGAACUGCCAUACAGGGAGAUGUGUUACAGCAGCAAGCAGCGCUGCUAGCCCAGUCAGUGAACCAACAGUAUGUCCAACAACAACCAGUUAAACAGCUACUAAACAUGGCACUGGUGCAACAACAGCAAGCUCAUCAACAACAACAACAAGAGGUUAACCCUCAGCAGAAGCAUCAGGUGCCCCAGCGGGAGCAGCCGUCGUUCCAACAGUCAGAGUGGGAGCUGUCUACAUGGGAGGCCAUUGUGACCGAGGAUAUAGUCAGUCACUCUGCACCUCUACACCACUCCUCAGACUCCACUCUGCCCCUCAACAUUAACACAACCUCCGAUGCCCCCCUACACCCCCUCUCCCUCACCCUGACACCCUCCCCGGUCCAACCAUCCUCUGUGGCUGAGUCGGACAGCGAGGGCCCUCCCAAAAUCGAGUUUGUAGACAACCGCAUUAAGACUCUGGAUGAAAAGCUGAGGAACUUGUUGUAUCAGGAGUAUAGUAGUGGGGCAGCUGUGACGGGGGGAGCUGCUGUGGUUUCUACCUCAGGUCCCACCACAGUGUCAGCAGCCUCCACAUCGGCAGGAGGGGUCAAAUCCUCGGAGCUGCAAUCGCUCCAUCUCUCCUCCUUCCCUACUCCUGCCUCCUCCUCAGACACCUCUCCUCAUUCCUCCUCCUCCACCACCUCCCGCUCCUCCUCUACCUCUCCUGACUUGGAGAGGGGGAGAGGAGUGAGGAAGGAGGCUCCUCCAACAGGCCCGGUGGAGCAGCAGCCCGCCCCGUCUCUCUCCUCCGCCUCCCCCCCUUCCUCUCCCCUGGCCCCACCACAUGGAGACUCUGCCGGGCCACCGCCUAUCCCUGGAGAACCCACCUUUCUUGCUGCCCCCUCUCACUCUGACACCAGUACCCCAGGAGAAGUCACUACGUGGCCCCCCAAUCUGCACCCCGUCCCCCUGGGCCAUGGACUGCCACAGCAUAAUGCAGGAGGUGGAUAUUUUGGCCUAAACCUGACAUGUCCUAGUAUCAGAAAUCCCGUUAGCAAGAAAUCCUGGACUCGCAAAUUCAAAAGCUGGGCGUGCAAACUGCGCCACUCCGCCAGCUUGUUCAAGAAGCCCAGAGUCAAGCAAGAUGGUCACUCUAGAGGCAGCCAGGCAGUCAGAGAGGGAGCUUCCUCCAACCCUACCCACUCACUCAAGGGACGAUUUCGGGUCACCGCAGUGCCCCAGCUCCCCGAGGCCUCUCCCCCCAAAGAGGCAGCCUCCGGUAUAGGCAGCAGUGACAGGAAAGUGGGGCGCUUCUCUGUCACCCAGACGGAGGCCCAAAGAGAGGAGAAAGAGCUAACAGACAGCUCCCCUGUGUCUCCUGACCUGGAGAGAGAAAGGAGGAGGGCCCGAGGGAAAGAGGGAGAGGAAGGGAAGAAGAAUCCAGCACUGAGCCACCCACCCCGAGGACAUGGGCAUGGUCACUCACCCCUAGGCAGUAGUGAUGAUGAGGAGAGUGAAAUGGGGGAUGAAGACCUGAGGAAGGAGCUGCACAAGAUGAGAGAGAAACACAUUAAGGAGGUGGUGUCCCUGCAAGCUCAGCAGAACACAGAGCUCCAGGAGCUGUACAAACAGCUCCGCUCCCUCCAAGAGCACCGGCCGACCCUGCCUCUGCCCCGCACCCCAACCCUCCCCUCGGGAGCGACAGCCCUCUCCCCCCGCAGGCCCCGCACGGCCAAAGCCAAGCUCCGGCCCAGACCCCACUCCCACAUAGACAACAAUGGAGUCACUGGUCACCCUGGUAUCCAGCAGUCCAGUAGUUUUUCAGGCGGAGAACAGAGCAGACUACCACCGUACUGCAACCCAGAACACACCAACCUACUGACUACUAAAAGAGACCACAGUCCUCCCUCCCAAGGUGCCAGGAAGAGCACGUUCACAGAUGACUUGCACAGACUGGUUGAUGAUUGGACGAAGGAGACAGUGGGUCCCACCCAUCCCAAGCCCUCGCUCAAUCAAAUCAAGCAGAUUCAGCAGGUGCAGGAGUUGAGAGGCUGGCCACAGCCCACAGAGGUGGCUACUCCAGGUUGGUUCCCUGUGGCACCACUGAACCCCCAGGCCUCCCCAGCCCCAGCUCAGUACACUGCUGGGGGGAGCCUGAGCCAGUGGAGCGGGAUGGGGGGACCACCAGGAUCACAGCAACAACAACAACAAACGCACAUGCCUCAAGUCCCACAGCUGCAGCAAAGUUUACAUCUCCAGCAAGCCCAGCCUCCUCACCCAUUACAGAUACAGCCCUUUCAGCAAUCACCUCUAUGCCUACAACAACAGCCCCUAAUCCAGACUCCACUACUGUCUCAGUCCCUGGCUCCUGUACAGCCACAGACUGGGCAACAACAGAUACCCAAGCAGCCCAAUGUAGGUGUAGGAGCCUCACCACAGAAUCAGAAUCAACCUCUGUUGCCUUCCCAGAUACCCCAAAUGGCCCCGUCAUCUGAGCUGGCCCUAGCGCAGCCUGGGUGUCUGAUUCCUGGGUCUAGCACAACCGCGGUGGUGGGAACCAUAGACACUGGACCUGCUGCUGCUGCCACCGGUGUCCCCGGAGGGACAUUCUGCUCCUCCUCCUGCUGCUCUGCUGCAGCUCAACCAUCCAGUGCCAAACUUCACCCCACGCCCCCAACCUCAACUCUUCCUCUGGGACAGCAGUGAAAUUAAGAAAAUAAAAAAAGGGAAGAGUGAUGUCGAUUAUGAUGGAACGAGGGAAGGAGAAAAAAGAUGGAGAGUGUGUAUGUUAUGAGAGGUAAAUGUCUGAGAAUGAGAAAAUGGACGCCAGUGGGUUUGUACAGUUGAGAUGGGGAGUGAAUGAGAGAGAUGGUUGAGUCUAUGUAGAGUAUGUAGAGUAGAGUAUGUACAGACAGAGGGGACAUUUGGAACUCUGGUGGGGUUAUUGUUGUGUUUGAGUGUUGAGAUGUACAAACUUGCGUAACGUUUGUGUGUGUAUUUGUGUGUGUGUGUUUGUGUUGCCAUUGAUUUUCUCAAUACAUAUCUCUUGUGUGUUUUGACACCAAGUAACAGUCAUGUUAUUUUUUUAAAUCCAACUAAUUUGGACCCUGAACUCUUCUCCCAAGCAGAGACAUGAAGGAACAAAAACAUUAUGACAUUAUUAUUGUAUUUUUUAUUUGUCAAUGCUUACUUAUAUUGAAAAGGACUAUGGAUUUUAGAAGUGCAAUUACUGUCAUCUAAAUGUUAUCAUCCUGUAUUGUUUGUAAGGCAUUUAACAAAAUAUUUUUGUAGAAGCACGUUGACAAAAAUCAACCAGACAUUUACAAGCCAAUACAGUGAGCCAACAUCUUACAUGAACAUACCACAAAUGUUUCAACAGGCUACCAAUGAGAUGUAAAGCAGUUACAACAACAGCAUGUUACAGUAACACCACAGAGCAUGGUAAUAAUGGUGCUACCUGGCUAUUAUCACUACCACAAUGUCACUAAGCAUACUGUUGUACGGUGUAGUGCACUGGCAAGGCAUGUACUUUGUGUAUUGUUAUAUUUUACAUUGAUAAGUAGUGGUAACAACUAGGCUAGAAGAUUUCAAAUAACAUGUUGAUGAAUAACAUGAUGAAAUUCUGAUCAAUUGAUUUCCUUAAUACACUGAAAAAUUGAUUUAAUGGAUGAAUAUGUUCAGUGGGCUUUCAUUUAAAUCUUACUGAAUAAACACUCACCGAGACUAAAACUGCAUGAUCUUACGGCUACAACAUACCUUGACUUGCCUGACUUUAGUGCAAUCUACCCACACGUGUGCUUAUAUACAGUGGGGCAAAAAAGUAUUUAGUCAGUCACCAAU
Messenger RNA from Oncorhynchus masou masou (cherry salmon), 13778 nucleotides. RefSeq names its product serine/threonine-protein kinase WNK3-like. Gene Ontology annotation, cellular component: cytoplasm; cytosol. Bases 1041 to 12644 code for a protein of 3867 amino acids. Gene Ontology annotation, biological process: positive regulation of potassium ion import across plasma membrane; protein phosphorylation; negative regulation of sodium ion transport. NCBI's taxonomy places the organism in Eukaryota, Metazoa, Chordata, Actinopteri, Salmoniformes, Salmonidae. Gene Ontology annotation, molecular function: ATP binding; protein serine/threonine kinase activity; potassium channel inhibitor activity. The transcript is spliced from 25 exons. The record is from RefSeq and is a predicted model, not a curated record.